Molecule: messenger RNA, 1170 nt
Organism: Cercospora beticola
Lineage: Eukaryota; Fungi; Ascomycota; Dothideomycetes; Mycosphaerellales; Mycosphaerellaceae
Source: RefSeq, a predicted model, not a curated record
AAUUCACCGGCCGCCUCGAAGCUGCUCGACAUUUAUUUCUGGCGCAACGCUCGCGACCGUUGCGAGACUCGACUCCCAGCCCUCUCGGAUCGACGAAUACUUUAAUGUGAGGCUGUGAGCUGUCAUCUGCCAACAAAUCGAUCUCGUCGCAACCUCGUCGCCAGCUUGCCACCACCUUUGACGCAAUCCGAACAGCUUCGCGCCGCACUCUGCCUCUUCGUUACAACGUUGCGCAACUCGACCAGACUGGGUUGACUAGCGGCUCCAGCUCUGAGCCUUCAACGACGAUCGUUUUGGACAAGAACGAAAGCUCCCACAACAAGACGGUGCCGCCGAAAAGAUGGCCAUCUCCGGCUUUCUGUUCCUUUCAUGGCGCAUCUUCGAAAUCAUCACUCUCGUCCCCAUUGUGGGCAUGCUAGGCUGGUUCGUACACGGCUUCGUCGACAACAACCAGCUCACGCCGAACUUCAUCCUGGUGCUGUUCAUAGUAUCGGUACUGGCACUGGCGUGGGCCUUCUUCACUCUGAUCAGCUACUUGCGCGCCAGACACGACGCGUUCUUCGUGGCGCUCGUUGAUCUUGCAUUUGUGGGCGCUCUGAUCGCUGGUGUGGUGGAGCUUCGAGGCAUUCGCAACGCAGACUGUGCCAACUUCACCACCGGAAACCUCUACGUCGACUUGGGUCCAUUUGGAUACUAUGGCCGAGACGGAAGCGGUAAUGAUUUCGGAUUCAACGUCAACAAGACAUGCGCCAUGUUGAAGGCGAGUUGGGCAUUGGCCAUUAUCAACAUUAUCGCGUUCUUCGUCACAUUCCUUUUGGCUCUACUGGUACAUCACCACCACAAGGACGACGAUCGAGUCGUGGUGAAGCGCACAACAACACAUCACUCUCGUCACGGCCACCGCAGGUCAGGAAGCCGAUCUCGCAGCCGGGGAGGAUAUGUGGAUGGCAGCCGGCGCAGCACCCAUCGUUCAUCGAGCCGCCGGCAGUACUAUGUUUGAUUACGGCAACAGGUUUUACAGUAAGACGAUUCACGAAAGAAUGAUAUCCCCAGUCAGCAUUGAAGCAUGGCGUUUAAGUACAGAAGUGGCUCGAGUGGGUAAUCCCAUGAUAUAACGAAGCAAUUGACCGCAAACCAGACAAGAGAACUCGACAUGUGUCUUUCAAUGCU